Messenger RNA from Leguminivora glycinivorella, 1715 nucleotides. Its product is annotated as fibrillin-1-like. The record is from RefSeq and is a predicted model, not a curated record. The coding region runs from base 29 to 1309 and encodes 426 amino acids. The transcript is spliced from 2 exons. NCBI's taxonomy places the organism in Eukaryota, Metazoa, Arthropoda, Insecta, Lepidoptera, Tortricidae.
UACAAUUUAGAUAAAAAAACAAAUCCCGAUGUGCGUACCCCAGUGCGAUAUCGCAUGUGAAAAUGGGUUUUGUAUUGGUACCAAUCGAUGUCAAUGCAAUACAGGAUACAAAUUAAAUGAAGAUUCCACGUGUGUACCACAAUGCACUAAUGAAUGUGAAAAUGGUACAUGUAUAUCACCAAAUGAAUGUAAAUGUGACGUAGGAUUUAAAUUAGAUGAGAAGAAUAAAUGCGUAUCCCAAUGUGAUACAGAAUGUGGCCAUGGAGUUUGUAUAGCACCUAGUAAAUGUUUAUGUAACGCAGGAUAUAAAUCUAACAAUAAUAGUAAUCCAAUAUGCGUACCUGAAUGUUAUUCAGAUUGUGGAAACGGGUCUUGCGUAGCACCAAAUAAAUGUAAAUGUAACGCAGGUUAUGAAUUAGAUAAAAAUAGUAGCCCAAUGUGUGUGCCACAAUGCGAAAUCGAUUGUGGCAAUGGCACUUGCACAUCACAUAAUAAUUGUGAAUGUGACUCCGGUUAUAAAAUCUCCAAGGAAAACAACCCGAUGUGUGAACCGAUAUGUUAUAACGAUUGUGGAAAUGGUUCUUGCGUAGCACCAAAUAAAUGCGAAUGUCAUAAUGGUUACAUCUUUGAUAAAGAAAAAAAUACAUGUAUACCGCAAUGUGAUACCAUAUGUGCAAAUGGAUACUGUGUGGCGCCCAAUUUAUGUGAAUGUUUUAAGGGCUAUAAAAGUAGCAAAGACAAAACGUUGAAUUGUGUUCCUGAUUGUGGUAUAUGUGAAGGACGUUGUAUCGCACCACACAAAUGUGAAUGCGAUCCACCUUUGAUAACAGCACAUGUUACUGUCGAUGGUAAAGAUUGUAAUGAUAAUACUUCUGAAUGCAAACGUAUUAUUUGUAAAACUGAUGACAAUACAACGACUACUAAGAAACUCAUCUCUUCUACAAAAAAAUAUGUCAUUACAGAUAAGCAUGACAUUGUUGAUAAAAAAGACAAUAACACCAAACUGCCUGAUCAUAAGAUCAUCAAAAGUAAACUUUAUGAAAAAGCGAGUAAGGAAAAUCACACAGAAAUUAGCAUAAUUACCAAUGUAACUAAGUCCAAUAGUGACCAUGGUUCCAAAUAUAACUAUUAUGACGUCGACAGUUCGACAACAGCCACAGUAUCUAAUAAAGUUGUAGGAAAACAUAUGGAAAAACAGAAACAGGAAAGCAAAUAUUGGACUCAAUCAGGCUGGAUAUACCUACCAAUAGUUGGCGUCGUUGGUUCCAUACUAGUUGCAACAGUGAAACUUUUGCAAAAAUGGCUAUAAAGAAAAUUAUAACCCGGUACAUAAUUUUCCUUUACGUUAUAUACUUAUGUACGAGUAUAUGAGUCAUUAGUUACUCGAAAAUAAACCAUUUCCUUUCAUAUGUUGUUUUUACAUGCAUUCAUUUUAAUAUUAUGUCCUCACUCAAAGAAUGGCUACGGGAAUUCAAGUUCCCAAUGCAAGCUGCAUCCUGAAAAAGUGAAGAAGUGAUACCCGGUAUGAUUUUAUAAAACAUUUUAUUCACUUGAUCAUAAAAUCUUGUCAUAAUCAUAAAUUAAAAUGUACAAAUAAUAUUGUCAUUAAUUAUAGUUCUACAAAGUAUAUCGUGUGUUUCGAUAAAGUGUAAAUUUUAGUAUUCUUCAAUAUUUCAGAUCAUUUAAGUAUCACAUUCAGAAUAUUAACAUACUUU